Messenger RNA from Leucoraja erinaceus (little skate), 12219 nucleotides. RefSeq names its product kinesin family member 26Ab (gene kif26ab). The coding region runs from base 996 to 7232 and encodes 2078 amino acids. Lineage: Eukaryota; Metazoa; Chordata; Chondrichthyes; Rajiformes; Rajidae. The transcript has 16 exons. Gene Ontology annotation, biological process: microtubule-based movement. Gene Ontology annotation, molecular function: ATP binding; microtubule motor activity; microtubule binding. The record is from RefSeq and is a predicted model, not a curated record.
CUCACGAACAGAUAAAUGGAGCAAUGGCUUAAAUUGAGCCUGGAGAGAAUUUAAUUCCAGAGUCAUUUACAGCUCUGUUUCGAGUAGCUUGUUCGUCUGUACGGUUACAUUAACCAAAGCGCCACCGGUCCGCGGGCACUGGCAGAGCCCGCCUGUCUUUAUGGCGAGCUGUAUGAACUGCAAUUGCAACAGUAAGUCGCAGUGUGGAUUAGACCAGCGAUAGUAGAAAGAAUUCAGAUGCUGGUUUACAGAAAAGGAUACAAAGUGCUAGAGUAACUCAGCGAUCCGGCAGCAUCACUGCAGAACAUGGAUAGGUAACGUUUCGGGUUAUUUCCCCCCCAACCAGAGAUUGUGGACGCCUUCACUGAUUCUGAUAGGAAUUUAUCAAAGAUGUCCUCGCUUGCUCCGAAGACUUAGGUCACGGGGAGAACGUACACAUUUCGUACAGACAGCGCCCGUAGUCAGGAUCGAACCCGCGUCUCUGGCGCUGCACCACUGUGCUUAGGUGAACACGGACAAUUCUCGGUUGCUUCACCAUUUUAAAUAGCCACUGGGCUCCUCAGUUUUGGAAAUAAAUGUUGGCAGUUUAAAGUUAUAGCGGGGUUGUGGUCUUUGCGUUAUUUGUCAGUCACGGCAACUCGGUGGCCGAUCAGAGGUUUGUAUGUGCCGGCGCCCCACCCACUCCAGUGCAUGCCGUCGCUUCCCCCAACACACACAAACCUGGCAACUCAAACUUACUUUUGUCUCCCUUCGGACAUGGACGGUGAGCCCAGGCAGAAACCCACAAUGGUCAAAUACCUGUUUAAACUCGUCGGGGGCGAUUGAAAAGUCAGGGCAGUUAAACAAAAAAGAAACAAUCAUAUUUCUAAGAUGGAAAGCUGACUUCCUUCGGUGACAUUUGUGCUGCUGGUAUGAAUCGGCGCUCUGCAGCGGGCAGACGGGACCCGCCAGAGCUGUGAUCUGCCUGACUCGCUGCUUGAAGGAACCUGUUCAGAAUGCCAGGGAACAAAUCUCUGGCGCCGGAGCCAGAGUUCCGCCGGCUGGUAUCACAGGUGCUGGAUGGGGGUCAGGGCAAGGAAGUAUCCUCGGAGUCCGUCCUCAGGAAAAGGUUGCAGGUGGUGGAGGAAGAUUACCGCGGCAGCCGACCCACUCCAGAGGGAGCCGGGGCCGUCUCCGCCACCGAGUCCUGCCCCUUCGAGAAGGAAGAGAAGGGAGGCUGGUGUAACGAUUGCCAAGUCAAGCUGGCAGAACCCAGGAGACAAGCGAUGAAGCUCGUCCUGCCCGGACCCACCAAGGAGCCAGGGUUUUCGGCGUUUAUUAUUGACAAGCUUCAAGUGGCCGACACUUCGAAACGAGGUCGAAAUGAUGGCGGCGAGAGCAGGUGCGAGAUUUGCGCGACGCAUCUGAAUCAACUGCGGAAGGAAGCCAUUCAGACGGUCCAUCAUCUCGGUCAAGUAUCUGGUCAGGGUAUACCUGAGCCCGCACACUCUACCAAUGCCGUUCCUUCAGGCAACGCUCCCCAAAGUGUGGUCACAGUGUCAUCGCAAAGAGAUUGGCCCUUUGUCAGAGGACAAAUGAGCAGGCAGCCGGUAAAAUCUGGAAAUGUGAUAUCUGGUGCAGAGAGACGGAACGGACCAGGCUGGUGUCAGGGUGCUGGCAGCCUUUCCAAGUCCAGUGUUCAAGUCACUGUUGGUUCCAGUGGUCUGAGCAAUGCUCUGAACUCAGUCACCAUACAAGCACAGCAGUACCUCGAGGGUAUGUGGAGCAUCUCCAGGGUCAACAACUUUCUUCCUCAUAACUAUUUGACACAAACAACAAUGACGGAGAAUGGGAAAGAAGGUGCAUCUCAAGAGACCGUCAUGCCACAGAACAGCAACGGGCAGACCUUGGUCGCAGGGACUCCAGCCGCACAAAGUUCAUUAUUGUCUGGGAGGAUUUCUUCUGGCACCUCUGCUGCAGCUUCUUUCUUCAUCAGAGCGGCACAGAAGCUGAAUCUCUCCUCAAAGCAAAAGAAAAGCCAUCCGCUUCUCCCACAAUCUCGUGAGCCUUCAAGCUGCAGAACAAAUUUCAGUGGCAUUUUGCAAGUGUCCCCUCCCCCAGCUCCUCCAUGCCUUCUGAGGGCUGUGUGCAAAGUCAAGGAUAACCCAGGCAUUGGCAAGGUGAAGGUAAUGGUACGGAUCUGUUCUUCGCAUGGAGCUAAUGAUACAUCCGAGUCGAUGUCUUUUCUGAAGGUGGACGCUCGCAAAAAACAAAUAACCCUUUACGACCCCUCUGUGAGCGGCCAUUUAGGUUUUACCCACCGGAGAACAGUUGUCGCCGCUCCAAAAAUGUUUGCCUUUGACGCUGUCUUCACUCAAGAUGCCUCACAAGCAGAGGUCUGCUCAGGAACAGUGGCAGAAGUCAUUCAGUCAGUUGUGAAUGGUGCAGAUGGCUGCAUAUUCUGUUUUGGUCACGUCAAACUUGGCAAGACGUACACUAUGAUCGGGAAGGACAAUUCAACGCAAAAUCUUGGUGUUAUUCCAUGUGCGAUAUCCUGGCUUUUUAAGUUAAUAAAUGAGCGCAAAGAGAAGACGGGCACUAGGUUCUCAGUCCGGGUCUCUGCUGUGGAGAUCUGGGGUAAGGAUGAAACCCUGCGGGACUUAUUAACUGAAGUGGCCAACGGCAACCUCCAGGAUGGUCAAUCUCCCGGUGUCUACCUCCGUGAGGACCCAGUCUGUGGGACCCAGCUUCAGAAUCAAAACGAGCUGAGAGCCCCCACUGCAGAGAAAGCCGCCCACUUCCUUGACGCAGCAAUUGCCUCCAGAAGGACCAGCCGGCCAGACUGCGAUGAGGAGGAGAGAAGAAACUCCCACAUGCUCUUCACUCUUCACAUCUACCAAUAUCGGAUGGAGAAGAGCGGCAAAGGGGGAAUGUCGGGGGGACGCAGCCGAUUACACCUGGUGGACCUGGGCAGCUGUGAGAAGGUUCUCAGCAAGAGUCGGGAUGCCGGUGGUGGUGUUUGUCUGUCGCUCUCAGCUCUGGGCAAUGUCAUUUUGGCUUUAGUCAAUGGUGCUAAACAUGUUCCAUACAAAGAUAGCAAGCUCGCCAUGCUGUUGAGGGAAUCGCUGGGGAAUAUAAACUGUAGAACAACAAUGAUCACCCAUAUUUCUGACUCCCCUGUCAACUAUGCAGAAACCCUCACAAGCAUUCAGCUUGCAGCACGAAUUCAUCGAAUGAGGAAAAAAAAGUCCAAGUAUGCCUCAAGUUCUUCAGGAGGAGAGAGUUCUUGUGACGAAGGUCGGAUUCGGAGACCGCCACUUUUACGGCCCUUUCAUGCAAGAACCACAGCUCUUAAUUCAGACCUCCCUGCGUUAGGAAUGUCCAGUGACCCUGAUUACUCUUCAAGCAGUGAGCAAUCGUGUGACACGGUCAUUUACGUUGGUCCCAAUGGCGCCGCGCUGUCUGAUCGAGAACUGACGGAUAACGAAGGGCCGCCGGAGUUUGUGCCCAUCAUCCCUUCCCUCAACAGGAGGAGCGAACCUAAGAGGGUCAAGGAGGCUGGUGUCGCCAUCUUGGGUAAGAAGAGUGAACGGGACUACUUCAAAUGCAACACCUUUGCUGAGUUGCAGGAGAGACUGGAGUGCAUUGAUGGAAGUGAGGAACCCAUCCGAUUUUCUUACGAGCAAGGGCUAUUCAUCUGCAGCAGCAGUGCAGCUGGACCAAGGUUGGAGAACACACAAUUUAUCUCGGUGCAGGAAGUGGCACAAUGUUCAACGGCAUUGGAGCAAGUACCGUCUUCACACGUGCAUGGAAAAUAUUCUUCGGUUGAAGAAGGGCAGAGUCUGGAGCCUCUGAUUCCUGCAACGCAACAGAAUGGAUCCCCCGUGAAGAGUCCACCUCCCUCAUCCCACUCCCUCACGGCAGAAUCUUUCCAAUCGCAAGGCAGGGGUGAAGGAAGCAAAGGGGAUUUAAGCGGUGAUAACGAGGCAGGAGGUGUCAAGGAGACAGUCUCAGCCGCCUUCUACGUGGCCAGAUCCAAUGUCCCAACAGCAGUGGAGCAUCCACAAGCGGCGAUAACACCUGUGGUGCGGGACAAGUUGUUCUUCACUCGGAGACCUUUACCGAGCCCCGCCCCGCCCCCGCCCCAACCAAAGGACAGACAGAGCGUUAGCUCAGAGUUCAGUGGCAGCGGCAGCAUUAGAACGCCCCCUGUAGGAAUGAGCCAUCAGGCGGCAAGUAAGCCCGAGCCCACUGCAACCGAGGGGGGCACGGCAGGUUACAGGAAUGGAUGCCAGCAUUCCGGCGCGUCUGGCGUGGGCUGCCGGAGAUCAGCGCUAUGGAGCGGCUGCGUGGAUCGGGACGUGUUAACCACCACGGUGACACUGCAGCAGCCGGUGGAGCUGAACGGAGAGGAUGAGCUGGUCUUCACCGUGGUGGAGGAGUUGUCCUUCGAAGGAGUCGGUGGUCGGCCAGCCAGCAUCAUCAGCUUUAACAGCGACUGCUCGCUGCAGGCUUUAGCUUCAGGCUCCCGACCAGUCAGCAUCAUCAGUAGCAUCAACGAUGACUUUGAAGCUUAUACCUCAACACCGACGAAUGCUGGGGCAAACCUAGACCCCGCUGUGCCGCUGACUGAUGACUCCUUUUGCAACUCCUCAAUCAGCUCCUGGCUGAGUGAAGUCAGUAUCUGUGCCGUUGAAAGUGAUGGAGCACAACUGCCAGACACCUUUGUUGUGCAGUCUUGCUACAGUUAUGGUGGGAACUCACUGAGGCCUUUUCAUUUGGACUCAGCUGCUGGGCUGCAAGACAUUGCUGCACCAAUGGCACUGGCACAACAAAGCACCCUGAUUGACAGUGCAUUCUGCCCUGCUGAACUUGACAAUGAAAUCCCCAGCACAAGCCGACUUCUUCCCAGCGCCAACAAAAGUUCCAAUGCCUUAAGUUUAUCCAAAGCAGUGAAUGGGACUCACGAUUCAGCUGUAUGCAGGACGAGCGCCCAUUGUCCUGGCCCAGCAACUUCCGAAGAUGAUUCUGUUCACUCGUCCAGUCUUCCCAGGAAAAUACAGCCUACCUCAUCCGUGAUCCAUAGCAGUAGCACAGUACAAUGCGGAGAAACACAACGGCAAGGAGAUGAGCUUGAGGAUCCUUGGUUAUGUCGCACAAACAGCCAACUGGAACCAAAAACAGAGGACCGAGAACUUUCAAUCAAGCCUCCUCCCAAAUCUAGUACAAACUGUCAAAUGAAGCAACAGAUGAAACCUGCUCAGGGUACGGGGACCAUUCCGAGGCUGAGCAAGUUUCAGACAACCGUCUCCUGCACGCAGCGAGUUGUGUACGGAUGUGAAAUGGCAAAUAAAGUGGCCGUGGUUAGCAACGGCGCCGGCGCAAUUGCCAGAAAAACUGAAGCCCCGGCGAGAGUAUCGCAAGCCAAGAAAGGCAAUGCAAUGGUCGCAACCAUGCCAAUAAUGCACACCAGCACCAACGCAGGAGCUGUGCCCAAAGACCUACGGGACACGUGCAGCUUGAGGUCGACAAGCAGUAAGAAGGCAGCAGCGGCCAAGGCGAGCAUGUUGCCGCGGUUCAACGGAAUGCCGCCUGCCCCUCCCGUCCGCAAGUCAAGUCUGGAGCAGAAAAACAGAGCCACGUUGCUAACCAGUGUCCAGAAAUGUACCAGCCCAGAAGCUGUUAAGGUAUUAGCACCAAAGUUAGAAAAUGAAAUAGAUCGGACGCUAAAUGUGUCUCAUUGCUUGGUUGAAGAUUGCAGUAGACCAGCAAACAUCAAACCCGAGCAGUUCCCUGUUAAAAACGUUUCCGCUUCAAAAUCCAGAAUGCCUAAGCCUGACCCGAUGAAUCGCUGUGGCAGUCAGAUGUCACUGGAGAGAUGUGAUAGUCUAUUGUCGGUGGGAUCCAAGACCAGUGCGGCCAAGGAGAGUGGUCACCCUGCCAUUAGCAACAACGGCAGAGGUGGACGGUCGGUUCCGAGGCUCGGUUUGUCACCCUCGGCUCCGGUAGCGGCAACCCCACCUGUCUCCAUGGUCCCCGUGCCAGUGAAACCCAAUCAGACCAAAUGUGCCUCCAACAACAAGGCUUUGGUGUCGGGAAGUAAGUGUCGGAGUCUUUCCACAAGCGGAGCGAAGGGGCUGAGCACUUCGGUAAAGUCGUUGACUCAGUCGGUGGGACGCAGCUCCAGUGCUCCAUCGAACGGGAAGGCGGUGGGUCGGUCGGCGCAGGUAGCUGCUUGUAAACCCGGCAAAGGAACUAUCAUGGGGACCAAGCAAGCGGUACGGGCAGCGAACAGCCGCGUCUCCGAGCUGGCCUCCGGAGUCUCCCCCGGAAAGACGAGCCACUUGAGAGGAUCGGCCGAUUCGGACAGCGGCAAUGACAGUGGGGUCAACCUGAGCGAUGAAGUCACCCAGAUACCGGUCCUGCCCUCUCCGUACAGUAAGAUAACAGCUCCCCGGCGGCCUCAGCGCUACAGCAGCGGGCACGGCAGUGACAACAGCAGCGUGCUCAGCGGCGAGCUACCGCCGGCCAUGGGGAGGACGGCCCUCUUCUACCACAGCGGUGGCAGCAGUGGUUACGAGAGCAUGAUCCGCGACAGUGAGGCCACAGGGAGCGCCUCAUCGGCUCACGACUCCAUGAGUGAAAGCGGGAUGUCCUCGUCCAGCCGAAACCGAACCGCAAAGUCCCCCAAGAAGCGGACCACAGGUACACAACGUCGCCGGCUGUUACCAGCCCCUCUGCCCGAUACUUCUUCCCUGGGCCGUAAGCCAACGGGCACCACGGGGCAGUGGGUAGAUCUACCACCCCUGCCGGGCACCAUGAAGGAAUCGUUCGAAAUCAAGGUGUACCAGAUUGAUGAUGUGGAACGCUUACAGAGACGCAGGCAAGAGGAGAUGGAGGAACCGUUCCAAGAUGUGGAUGAGGGCCUGACGUACUUCAAUUUAAAACUGAAGGUGUUGGAGAAGCGACAGCAACGCAUAAGGGAAUUAAAGACAAAGCAUGAGCUGCUGAUGCAGGAGCUGGAGGAGACCAAGGGCAGGCUAAUGAUGGACCCUAAUAAAUGGAAAUCUGAGUUUGAAAUCGAUGUGGACCUGGAUGAAGAGUCGCUGGAGUAUCUCGAGGCACUGGAGGAGAUAACCGAGGAGCUCGAACAGCGUGUGAACCUAUGCAAGGCAAGAAUAAUGAUGGUGACGUGUUUUGACAUUGGAGUGAUCACCGAUGUGAUGGAUGGACCAAAGGAAGUGCAAGUGUAAAGCUAGCGGGAGAGCAUGAGGAUGGUUCUCUACCAUGAAAAGCAGGCAGAACUUGAAGGAAGAGGAACUGUGGUUGAACAAAGGUCAGUGACGUCCAGAGAGAGGAAAGUGCAAGAACGUGUUGAGGGUGAGAUGAUGUGGUGACAAUGAAUCUUGAUGGCGAGCUGUGUAAAUCGAUACAGUGCCUCCAAGCCUAAAGAGAACGAAAGCUUAAACUGUUCAUGCAAGCAAUUUCCUUUCCCCGAAGGAAGGAAGAAGGCAAGAUAAACCGAACAAAGAACUGAAAAACCUUAAAGUGCCUUUUUGAUUCACUUGACUUAUUUGCAUUGGUGCUAGUAAAGAAACCAGCAUACCUAAGUAAGCACUGAAACAAAUUGCUUAUUUUAUAAUGUAUAUUGUAUUUAUAUGAUACAUGUAAAAACUUUCAUUGUAGCAAAGCAAUAAGUAAAUUAUGUUCACAUCCUUGACUUUGCCUUCUCGUUGAAAGGAGAGCCAUUCUAUAUUUUCAAUUUUAAUAUGUCCUUGUGUAUAUUAAUAUUCCAUGGUAUUCUGUUUCUAUAGUGUUUAAAGUUUCAUUCAUCUGAGCAUGUUAUGAACUGUGAUGACUUUUUGAAGACUUUUUUAUAUGUGAUCUUGUCUGUUUUUGGGGGUCACUUCUUUGUACACAUUGCUAUUGGUGCAGAAGUGCAGAAUGAAAUUCCUAGUUUUUGAAUCCAGUUAUAAAUAUAUCGGUAGAGAACUCGUGGUGCCAACUGACCAGAGCUGAAAUUAUCAGCGAUAAUUCAUCACAGCCAGUGACUUACUUUGUGCAGUGAUUCCAAUAUUGUGAGUUAAGAAUGAUCAAAUUUAUAUACUCUUUUUUAAAACCAAAAACAGGCAUACAAGAUAAUAACAGUAUUGAUUUAUGAGACAUUUGAUUCUGUCAUUGAAAAAUAUUGCAACUCAGGAUUUCUUCCAAAAAGAAAACAAAUUUAAUAGGAGAUUUAUGUGAACAUAGGUUUGUGUAAAGUUUUGUUUUGCAUUUUAAUACUGGCCAAAAGCCAUGAUUGUUAUGAAUAUUGCCGAACAACACCAAUUUUACAUGAAGAAAUAUGGGAUCAUAAUGCAUUGCGAAUGAUAUUUUCUGACAAUUUUUAAAUGUAAAGUUUUUUUGAAGCAUCUUUGUAUAAAUGUACAUUAUGGUAGUUGCAGUAGGUUUAUCUGUGAAUAAAUGACAUGCUGACUGGUAAUAAUUUUUCUGUUUCGUGGUUAUAAUUUUGCACAAAGAAAACAUUAAAAUGUAGGUCCAACAGUGGCAUAGUGGUAGAGUUGCUGCCUCAGCGUCCUGACUUCGAUCCUGAUCACAUGUGCUGUCUGUACGGAUUUUGUACGUUCUCUCUGUGACUGCGUAGGUUUUCUCCAGUGCUCCGGUUUCCUCCCCGAUUCCAAAGAUGUGCGGGCUUGUAGGCUAAUUGGUUUCUGUAAAUUGUCCCUAGUGUGAACUGCCAGAGGAGGCAGGUACUACUGCAACAUUUAAGAGGCAUUUAGACAGGUUCAUGGAUAGGAUAGGUUUAUAGUGCCAAAUGCAGGCUGGUGGGAGUAGUGUAGAUGGGACAUAUUGGUGGUUGUUGGCAAGUUGGGCAAACGGCCCUGUUUCCACGCUGUAUGACUAUGACGCUAUAACUAAUAUACGGGUGAUCACUGGUCGGCAUGCACUUGGUGGAUCGAAGUACCUGUUUUUACGCUGCAUCUCUAAACUAAACUAAGCUAAUAUUGAAAUAUCAAUUGGAAAUAAUAGUCUUUAUGAAAGUUUGUACUUUUACAUAGACUAUGUCGACAUAGAAUGAGUAACCGUGUAAAGUCAAAUCUGUCAAUGUAAAAACGUAACAUUGCAGAUGCUGGAUAUCUGGAAUAAAACUAGAACGGUCUUGAAACAUUCGGUAAGAUCAGAUGAAGCUAAUGCAUCAGGUCCAUAAUCUUUAAUCAGUUGUGGGAAAAAGUUGUAAAUACACAAGGUCCACGACAUAGACGUGGAGAUGAAAGUGAGAAAUCCAGAUGGAAAAUCUAGAAAUAAAACAGUAACCAUGGGUAUGAGAAUGGGACACGGAAGUUCAGGUUACAUGCAAUACUGUUUAGUUUAGUUUAUUAUUGUCACAUGUACCGUGAGAAGGAAACUGACCCUUCAGCCCACCGAGUCCUCACCGACCAGCGAUCACCUAUACACUAGUUCUAUCCUACAAAUUUGGGACAAUUUAACCUACAAACCUGCACGUCUUUGGAAUUUGGGAGGAAAACGGUGCACCCAGGGAAAACCCAUGUGGUCACGGGAGAACAUAUAAACGCCAUGCAGACAGUGCCUGUAGUCAGGAUCAAACCCAGGUCUUUGGUGCUGUAAGGCAGCAACCCUACUGCUGCGUCACUGUGCUGCCCUAAGUUUUAGUUUAGUCUAGUUUAUUAUUGUCAGGGGUACCGAGGUACAUUGAAAAGCCUUUGUUUGCAUGCCAUCUCGUCAAAGAAAAGAUUAUCCAUCAAUCCAAGCCGUCACUGUGCAUACUUAAAGGAUAAAUGGUACAACAUUUAGUACAUGUUUUAACAUUGAAGUCUGGUAAAGUCCGAUUAAAGAAAGUUCAAAGGUCAAGUGAAAUGGAUGGGAGGUCAGACAGGGGGUUAUGGAAGGACACAUAAGCACAGAGUGCUCCUGCCACACCUCAUUACUUGGUCAUUGGACAGGAGGCUGAGACAGCCUGCAAUGCACAUGGUUUAGCCUGCAGUAAAAUAGUCCUCUCUUCUGACAUCUCCAAACAUUAUGGACUUUGCAGAGCUUGGAUGACUGCUUCCACCACUGGCACAUUCAGACAUGGAGAAGGGGAAUUCAUGGAGGGAGGCAGGUGUUUCGGCUAUUUGGGGUUGGGUGGUGGGUGCAGGAAGAGCGAGGCUUACAUUUUCAAAGGAGCGAGCACUUGAAUAUCUCUUGGCCUAUUAUGGACCAGUGGGAAAAUCACAUUUCACUCUCUACUUACUUUCCAAUCCUCUUUCAGACCGGCUUCAGGGCUGACUUAAAAUUGCAGUUGGUUUCCAUAAUGUUAUCGCGUAUCAAUCUACAUAUGUAAAGGUGGAUCCUUCAGGGUCCAGGUAAGAGGUUCUAUACAAUUUACUCAGUGCAGGAGGUCAAAAUCGAAAUAGGCGGAUAACUCACCUGGCUUCUGGCAAGGUUAACUUUGUAUUGUAGAAACAAACAACUGUAGAUGCUGGUUUAUACCAAAGAUGACCUACAAAGUGCUGAUUUAUUAAAUGCUAUAUUUGAUACAAUGCAAAAAGAAGCCAUUUGAUUCCUCAUGCUUGCACCAGCCUUUUUAAUGGAAAUAUACAAUUGGUCAAACUACCCGAUUAAUAUAUUGUCUGAAUCGUGGCAUAUUAGACAGUCGUGAAUGGCAUGUGCAAUAGUUGUGUGAGACAGUCUGAAGAAGUGUCCCGACCCAUAAAAUCACACAUCAUUUGUUCUCCAGAGAUGCCGCCUAGCCCGCUGAGUUACUCCAGCACAUUAUAUCUACAUUAAAAUGUAUUUCAGUAUAAUACUGGCUUUUAGGACAUUAGUUUCUUAGGACAGUCACAUGCUGGUUUCCCAAUGGGGUCAGACAUUUUCAGUCUGAAGAAGAAUCCCAACCCAACCCAUCCUUUUUCCUCUUAAGAUGCUGCCGAUCCGCUGAGUGACUCCAUCACUUUGUGUCUAUGUUUGGUAUAAACCAAAACCAGCAGUUGUUUAUUUAAAUACUGCUUGGUCUUAAAACCUAUCAAUGGGAAAUUGGCCAAAAAAUAGAGAAAUGUUAUAGGGCUGUCCCACUGCGGUGACCUAAUCCGCAAGUUCAGAAGAGUCUGCCCUCGACUCAUGCUCGCAACAUGGUCGACACAAGGUCCUAGGAGGUCUUUGUACCUCUCCUUCAUGCUUGAGAGUAGUCCCCGCGUACUCGAGGCCUCAGCUAGGUCGCUGCGUAUUUUUCAACAUGCUGAAAAAUGCCUGCCCGUAAAAAAAGGUCACCAUGGAAAAAUCAAUUUUUUUUUUUACUCGUGGGUUUGGUCGAAGAUGGUCGUAGUAGGUCGGCAUGUUAAUCGUAGGUAAUCGAGGGUAGUCGAGGUAAUCAAAGGUAGUUGAAGGUAGUCGUAGAUAGUCUUCAACGUAAUCGAAGGGAGGUCGAAGGAGAUCGAAGGAGGUCGUCUUCACCCUCCACUAUCCGGUGUCCAAUUUUCCCGAAGCUAGUCGAAGCUAGUUGAGGCUAGUCAUUGUGUGCAAAGAUAUAACAUUGAAGUCUAAAGGUCUACAGAGAGAGUAGGAGACCACUAGUAUUUUGGCAUCCCUGUAGAUAGAGAACGACACUUUGCAAUUACCGGGUGACAGGAAAUAGAUAGCAGUGGCCACUUGGCAGUCAGUCACAAUGACUUGAUUUCAGCAGUGAAUGAAAGGUAAUCACCCUCUCAUUGAUUCUGCAACAUUCUUGCUCGACCAAUGUAAUUUCUGUUUUUUUUACUGCAGGAGGGGAUUCCUCCAGAGGUGGAUUGUACCACAGGUCAUCCAGACAAUUACCUGCCAGCCUCUGGAGAUGGUUAUGUGGUUCAGUUUUCACUUCCUGCCUCACACUCGAUGAACAUAGAACAUAGAAUAUCGAGCAGUACAGUACAGGAACAGGCCUUUCGGCCACAAAAUCUGACCCGAACAUGCUUCUACUUCUUUAGAAGACCUAGGAAGGCUUAGGCUUAGGCUUUGAUGGUCUGAAUGGCUCAAUUCUCUCCUGUAACCUGCGAAUGUACAAAGUUCAGCAUGUUUCCAGCAACUUCUCAACUUCUACAGAUAUGCCUUUGAAAGCAUUUUCACAGGAUGGAUCACAGCAUGGUUCGGUAACAGCUCCAUCCAAGAUUGCAAGAAAUUACAGAGAGUUGUGGACAGCCCAGACCAUCAUGCAAACCAACCUUCCUUCCAUUGACUGCAUCUACACUUCACGCUGCUUCGGCAAGG